AUGGAUAUCGACGACAUUCUGCGUGAGGUCGACCCAACCUACGAUGCCCUCCCAGAGGAGACGCGAGACCUCCAGAUGUUAACGCGCGCCUGGGUGGCCGAGCGAUCAGCCCCGGAACUCCUCGAUUGGCCAGCCGACGGGCUCUUCGAGCGCAUCAACGCGCGCGUCAAGGCGCAGAUCGAGAAGGUCGAGGAGAUGACGGGCGUCAUGGACCCCAAGACCAACUUUGCGCUCAUCGUGAUCCAGACCGAGCUGGAGCGCUUCAAGUUCCUGGUGCGAUCGUACCUGCGCGCCCGCAUCGCCAAGGUCGACCGCCACGCGCUGCACUACCUCUCGACGCCGGGCCUGCGCGCCCGCCUGUCGCCGACCGAGCUCGCCUACGCGACCCGCCACCAGGCCCUGCUGCACAAUCACUACCUCGGCAGCUUCCUGUCCAGCUUCCCAGCCAACCUGCAGAACCUCAACGACACCAGCGGCAACGUCACCAUGAUCGACACACCCGACGUCGAGUCGGCCGUCUUUGUGCGCCUACUCCGGGAUACCAUGGUGGAGGGGAAAGGCGUCGAUGCUGAUGGGAGACUUGAAGGGAAGACUGGGGAUGUUGUGAUCCUGAGGUGGUCAGACGCGAAGCCUCUUGUCGACUCCACCAAAGCUGAACUCGUCUGA
Neoarthrinium moseri is the source of this 666-nucleotide messenger RNA. RefSeq lists its product as uncharacterized. Lineage: Eukaryota; Fungi; Ascomycota; Sordariomycetes; Amphisphaeriales; Apiosporaceae. The record is from RefSeq and is a predicted model, not a curated record. The transcript is spliced from 2 exons. Gene Ontology annotation, biological process: DNA-templated DNA replication; double-strand break repair via break-induced replication. The coding region runs from base 1 to 666 and encodes 221 amino acids. Gene Ontology annotation, cellular component: GINS complex.